AUGCCCGCGGCCCCGCCGCAGAUGGAGAGCGGCCGCCGCGCCCGCCCGCCCGUGCCGAUGGUGUACGUGAACAGCUUCGGCUCGCACCGCUGCGGCACCGUGAUCCGCCUGGGCCGGGGCUGGCGGCAGAGCCGCGGGCAGAGCCCCCCGGGCCGGGCUGGGGCCCCGAGGGCCGCCCUGGAGCCGCGGGCCGGGCGCAGUCCCAGGCCGGGCGGCAGCGGGAGGCGAGCGGGGAGCGGCGGCGAGGCGAGAGCCGAGAGCCGCACCAGCCGCGGUAGACCCCGGGACAGCCCCCUUGAGGCUAAGACUGACGCCUUUGACUUUCCCAUCCCUUCAAGAAACGUUGAUAAAGUCAUUAAACGAAAGAAGAAAAAGUCCAAAGUCUGGCACAAGGUCUGGAAAGUGAUUUCAAAAAUGCUUGAGGAAAAUGAAAGGUUCAGAAGUCGACUGUUGACCUGCAGCCAGUUGGAUGGAGAAGGCUCUGACAGGACCCAGAGGUCACAGAAUGGGGCAUACCUGGACAGGGAUGAGUCCAUCUUUGGCUGGGUGUAGCAAGGAAAUAAAGGAAGAUUCAGCCCCAAAGGAAAUAUAAGCAAAGUGAAAGCUUUUAUUUUGAUCUAGUUCUUCCUGGAGUCAGUGCAAGACUGCAAAGUGACUUCAGGGAACACAGGUUCUCUGUUGUUUGCUUGGUGUUUGUGCUUCUGCUGUUUAGGAGGUUUGUUUUUACAGUGGCUUAAACAGCUCUGUUGCAAGAUAUUUAUCUCAAGCCAUUAAGUCUAGUGUUUCACUGAGCUAUUAGUUUUAGAAAGCUUUUUAAUGAGCAUAAUAUUGUGACAGUUUUCUUGCAAAAGAAUAGAUACACAUUUACUGUUGUCUCCAUAUUUAUAUCUUUUAUUUUUGUAGCCUGUCAGAAUAAUAAACACAAAUUCAGUAAGGCAAAACUCCACACAAGACAUAAACCCCAUUUUCCUUUUUUCCUGGUUUGCAUAAAUUUGCCUUUAUGAUAUUAAAAUAUUACACAAUAACCCUCUCUGUUCUUUCAGCCAUUUAUACAUGAAUCUCAGCAAGUAUUUGGAAUAUGAAACCAGGUGAAUGUUUUCUCUCUCUGUUCAUCCUGAGGCACAUAAUGGUACCAUCACAAUCAGGAGGUGUUGUUUAUCUACCUGACUUCAAUAACACAAUAUAAUUUUCUUCUGUUCUGCAGCUUAAUACUUGAACCCUUGAUUGACUGUUAAAGCCUUUUAAGCCAGCAAAUUGUGUAAAUGGAACAUGAAAACUGCAUAAAAAUAGUUAUGUAUAUGGGGUUCAUCUUGGGAGUAAAACAUUCACCUGUCACAACGAGACCUCCUUGCUUUCAAUAAAAGGA
Molecule: messenger RNA, 1366 nt
Organism: Melospiza melodia melodia
Lineage: Eukaryota; Metazoa; Chordata; Aves; Passeriformes; Passerellidae
Gene: C14H5orf47
Product: chromosome 14 C5orf47 homolog
Exons: 5
Coding region: 1-552 (183 amino acids)
Source: RefSeq, a predicted model, not a curated record